Loxodonta africana (African savanna elephant) is the source of this 3005-nucleotide messenger RNA. RefSeq names its product chromosome 25 C1orf115 homolog (gene C25H1orf115). The transcript is spliced from 2 exons. Lineage: Eukaryota; Metazoa; Chordata; Mammalia; Proboscidea; Elephantidae. The record is from RefSeq and is a predicted model, not a curated record. The coding region runs from base 71 to 484 and encodes 137 amino acids.
GGCGCGGGAGGCGGCGGGGAGCAGAGGUCGGAGUCGCCCGCGCGGACUCGGCCCGAGGCGCCGCGGCACCAUGGCGGUGGGCGCCCGGCUCCGGAGCACGGCGGCCAGCAGCCUCCAGCGCCGCGGGCGCCGGGGGCGAGGGCGGCCGGGGGGCGACGAGGACACGGCCGCCAUCCUGGAGCACCUGGAGUGCGGGGACGAGGACGCGGAGGCGGCGGCGAGCGGCGCGGGCGGCCCCGGGGCGCGGGGCGCGCGGAGGGUGCACCUGGCCCUGCUCCCCGAGCGCCACGAGCCGCUGGCCGAGCCGGCGCCCGCCGACAAGCCCAAGCGGAGGUACCGGCAGAAGCUGAAGAAGUACGGCCAGAAUGUCGGGAAGGUCAUCACCAAAGGAUGCCGCUACCUGGUCAUCGGCCUGCAGGGAUUUGCCGCGGCCUACUCCUCCCCGUUUGGAGUAGCCACCAGCGUGGUGUCCCUUGUCCGCUAGUGGGAGCUGCUGGGGCAGGUGCCACAAGAAUGAAUGGAAGGCUCUGCUCUAGGAACCCGGCGAAUCUAAGAACAUUUUAGACUUGAACCCACAAAAUACUUGGGAGGAAAAAAAACAAGCUUUUCUUAGUUGAAUUGGAUGAGUGUUGAGACAAAGUCAUCCCUGCCCCGUCUGCUGAGCUUUUCACGUCUCUCGGACCCAGGUGGACCAGAUGGCCAGUCCACCGAGGGUCAGGCCAUGGUUAGCGUUGAGAUUGGCAUUAGUCUGCUAAAGCCUGGCCCUUCCCGUGAGGAUGGAAGAAGUGGGGUGGAGGAAAAUGUUAGACAAAUGACAACCCUGUGGGUGGGCCCGUGGAGUGGUGAUUAUGAGGGAAAAGGGGGACUUGGUCUAUUCUGGACACAGGUUGUGGGUGACAGGGAACACACAGUCCUUGGCUGCCAUUGUCUGAGGACAGCAAAGAAGCAGUUUGUUUCUGAAGUCAUUUUCCCUCAUCUCCUCCCCUGAACCCCACCCCUGUGCCACCAGGAGCUUAGUGACAGGCUUGAGAAGAAGGAAGGAAGACAAAAAUCCCAGUGAAGGCUAUGAUGCUUUGAAAACAGUCAUGACUGUUUCAAGUAGAUGAAGGCAUGUCAUUUUCACCCGUCUCUGACAUGCAGUGCAGCCAGCAUCGAGGGCAGGAGUGACAGCGCGUUCAUAUGCCUGCUGGGGGGCUGGUCCCAGUUGUCGGAGGGCCUGCUCCUGAAGGCUGUUGUGCCCAGCCCAGCUCAUGUGUUUGAGGCUGGACAGACUUCUGCACUGGCAGAGGCCAUGGCCUCCUGACUCUGCCUGCUUGGCAAUGUCAAUCCACUCCUGACGGAUGCUCAAUGCCUCCCGUAGGCCACACCGACUUGGGGUAGUUUGUGUUGGGGCAAAGGGGAUGAGAUAGAGAGAGCAAGACACAAUGCCUGCAAAUGAAAGUGUGUGAGUUACAGAAGGAACCAGGAAGUGGGAGACAGGUGAUAAGGAAGUAGACCUAAGCUAAGAAGGACGUUGGAUAGAGAAGUAAAGUACAGGAACCAGGUCUUGAUUAUCAGCCGUGGCAAUUCUUAGGUGGCCUGGGCCUUUGGCUCUAGACAGGGCCCAGAGGUGGCCGGGUGGCCAGAGGUGUCAUGGCUGGUUUUCAGAAGGCCUCUGAGGCCCAUGGGCUCCCGUUGACUGUCUUUGUAACCUCCUUUCCUCUUCUACACUGCCCAGUUUGACCACAUCUCACCUGGAGUCACAGGACGGGAGUGGGCCCUGGGUCUGACACCCACGGAGGAUGAUCUGUGGACUGCCGUUGACCAUUGGACAGAAAGAUGAAGGAAUGAGGAGUCCUUACCAGGACCCUCUGUAAAUCCCCACCAUUGGCUAGCUGUUGUGACUUUGUUUCCAGAAUAACCAAAAAUCCAAAGUGGUGGUUGCUGACCAAUCUGCAGGUUAGGUGGCAACACCUACCUAUUGUCCCAGGAGGUUUCCCAGGGCGUGCAAGGGGGGCCUUAAGUCUCAUGUGUUACAGGUCUGGUGUCUUGGGAGGUGGAGAAGUGUGACGACAGACAGACAGAAAAAGGAAUGGGUGGGGGAGAAACCUGCCGCAGCUAGGCUCAGCUUCACUUUCUGGAGACUCCUGUUGAAGAUGAACUUGGACCCAACUCCUGCAGCAUUAAUAUUUGUGAGGAAAAGAGAAAACAAAUUGUCUUGUUUUAGCCCAAAUGAUGAAAGUUGAUAAUGGCACAUUUUCACACAUAUAAGGUAAUUAUAGCUAACCUGCCAACACCAGGAGUUGGGGAAAAGAAGAGAUGUAAGUGGAAGAAAAAGCACAGCAUAGUCCGUGAGAAGGACAGCCAGGCCAUGGGAAGCCUGCUGGUCGCAGGAAAUGAACCAGUUAAACCAGCUGCCGUGGAGUUGACGCCAACUCACGUGGUGACCCCAUGCGUAUCAGAGUAGAGCUGUGCACUGUAGCGUUUUCAAUGGCUGAUUUUUCAGAAGCAGGUUGCCGGGACUUUCUUCCAAGAUGCCUCUGGGUGAACGUGAACCUCCAGCCUUAUAGGUAGCACCUGAGUGCUUUAGCCAUUUGCACCACCCAGGGACUCACCUGUGCUGUGUUUGGACACCUGUGAACCAGUGGAGCAGAAGAGCACCAAAGAAGCUCACCAAGUCUUCCUGGGGAAAUGGAAGUAUGACCAAGAAGGGAUGAGAGCUGGGAGGGUUUUCCUUGCCGGGGAGUCUGUCCAACAAAGACUCCCCUCCAGCUGGAGAAACUGCAGAGCCAAGCACAAUUGGCCCCCAAAUUCUUAAAUUCCAGUUAAAAAUUAAUCCAGAAAUUCCAAAAGUCCAAACUUCCUAGGGAGUGUCCUGGGAGUCAGGUUCACGAGUACAGAAGAUUAACGGCUCUAGGCUGUCGCUGAGCUUGAGUCCUUCCCCAGUGACAGGGCACCAUGCCUUUCCCUCAGUUCUCUGAGCUCAUGGCUUUCAACUCCAGGCGCUGAGUUGCAGACCAUCUUUU